AUACUCAGAAAGAAUCAGCUAAAAUCAGUGCCCAGCCGGGUACUAUCACUGUGUCCCCUGGGAAGAUGGGAGGGUGGGUUGAGGAGAGUCAGGAAGGAGAGGUUCCUGUGCAGUCAUUCCAGCCUGUCCCCUGCUUCUUGGUCUUCCUGACCCCAUCCUGUCCGUGCUCCAGCUUUCUGAGCACAGCUGCUCUGCUGGGGAACCAUGGAAAGUAGAAAGUUCUUCCAUAAGGCAAGGUUUCCACCAGGCUGGGACACACCUGCACAGGUGACUCCCGACUGAAUAAGCUUUAGAUCCCUUCCAGCGACACCUGACAGCUGGGAGUGAAAGAACACAUUUCCCCGCCCCUUGCCUCCAUUCUUCCUUUCGUUGCGGAAUCCAGAAACAAAAUUCUGAAAGUAACCUCUAAAGUCUGGGCCCUGGAGAUUUUCCAGGAGGACAGAGCGCGCCCAUUUCCAUUUCCAGGGUAGGGUGAGGUUAGCAACUGGGAUUGGGUCCCUGGUACUCGGGGUGGCGGGGUGGGGUGAAUAAAGCCGCUACUCUCUAUCCAAAGCCUUGCUGUCCCCCAGCGCACACCCACCACGUCACUGCACAGCAUCCCCAAGGCGAAACUCCCUCCGAAGUGGGCCUUCCCUUCCUCGCCCAGCGCCCGGAAUGGAUCCUCUUCAGGAUUCUGGUGUCGGAGCGAGGUCAAGCGGGCGGGGAAAUGAGAGACCUGACACAGAAUCGGGGCGGGCGUAGACAACUGCCUGGGUGGAGCGGGAUGCGCCUCCACUGACAAAAGGGGCGGGGUCUGGGCCCUUAUAUGUCGGGGGCCACCCGGAGUCUCCCUGUCCUGCUGCUCCAGAACACUGUCUCCGCUUUCCUUGCUGUCAUCGCUGUCCGCGCCAACCCCGCCAUGGGCCUGGAGCUCUACCUGGACCUGCUGUCCCAGCCCUGCCGCGCUGUCUUCAUCUUCGCAAAGAAGAAUGGCAUCCCCUUCCAGCUGCGCACGGUGCAGCUUCUCAAAGGGCAGAACUGCAGCAAGGAGUUCUUGCAGAUUAACAGCCUGCAGAGGGUGCCUGUGCUCAAAGAUGGUGACUUCAUCCUGACUGAAAGCUCGGCCAUCCUGAUUUACCUGAGCUGUAAGUACCAGGUAGCAGACCACUGGUACCCAUCUGACCUGCAGACCCGUUCUCAGAUCCAAGAGUACCUGGGCUGGCAUGCAUACAACAUCCGAAGCAUCUUUGGGGUGACCCUGUGGGUCCGGGUGCCUGAGGAGAAGGUGAAUCGCAACAGGACCUAUAUGGACCAUGCUCUGCAGCAACUGGAGUCCAAGUUCCUGGGGGACAAGCCCUUCCUUGUGGGACAGCAGGUGUCGCUGGCUGAUCUCAUGUUGCUGGAGGAGCUGAUUCAGCCCGUGGCUGUUGGCUAUGAUGUGUUUGUGGGACGGCCACGACUUGCAGCAUGGCGUGGACGUAUUGAAGCGUUCCUGGAUACUGAGCUGUGGCAGGAGGCCCAUGGCCCCAUCUUCAACAUUCUGGAACAGAUGGCCAAAAAAACACUUCCUGUGCCCCCACCAGAGACCCAAAAAAAUAUGCUCUUUCGUAUUUCUAAGAUUCCUUGAGUGAAUCGUAUUUCUAAGAUUCCUGCUUUUAUGCUCUCCAUCACCUGUGUUGUGGCCUUGGUGUUCCCUGUGCUUAUUCUAUGACAAUUUUGUGUCAUUCCCAGCCUGGAGUGCUCCAAUCUGACUAGAAUAAAGACUCAUUCUGUUUUUUGCCCCCUUUUA
Molecule: messenger RNA, 1768 nt
Organism: Ictidomys tridecemlineatus (thirteen-lined ground squirrel)
Lineage: Eukaryota; Metazoa; Chordata; Mammalia; Rodentia; Sciuridae
Product: glutathione S-transferase theta-2B
Biological process (GO): glutathione metabolic process
Cellular component (GO): cytoplasm
Molecular function (GO): glutathione transferase activity
Source: RefSeq, a predicted model, not a curated record